Echinococcus granulosus is the source of this 135-nucleotide messenger RNA. RefSeq lists its product as hypothetical. Bases 1 to 135 code for a protein of 44 amino acids. Lineage: Eukaryota; Metazoa; Platyhelminthes; Cestoda; Cyclophyllidea; Taeniidae. The record is from RefSeq and is a predicted model, not a curated record. The transcript is spliced from 2 exons.
AUGGACAGUUUGGAAAAACGCUUAAAUAAAUUGAAUUUUGAUGGCAAAUACCUCGAUCUCUGCACCUGCUACGUAGCACCGUCUAAAAUGGGUAGACCCAUUCUUUGUCCUGGUGGUUGCCUUGAUAUCUAUUGA